UUUCACGCACCAACCCAAGAACUUUGGUGUCUUUUUGAGUUUCAGUGAAGAUAACCGUUUUGGUUUUGUAAGCCAUCUGUAUGACGCUUUGGAUCUCCAUGGUAUUCACACCUUCAUCGAUAAUGAUCUUGAAAAGGGAGAAGAAAUUUCUACAGGGCUUCUCAAAAUCAUUGAGAACUCAACGUUGUCAAUUAUUGUAUUUUCUGAAAACUAUGCAUCCUCCGCUCGGUGUUUGGAUGAACUUGCUAAGAUUAUUGAGUGUAGGGAAAAUAAUCAGUUGGUGUUACCAAUUUUUUACAAGGUGGAUCCAUCAGAAGUUCGUAGGCAACAAGUAAAGUUUGGGAAAGCACUAACUAGACAUGAAGAAAAUUUUAAUGAUAAAGAGAAAGUACAAAGGUGGAGGAAAGCUCUAUUUAAGGCAGCCGGAAUUUCUGGAUGGCACUGCAAUAACAGCAGCAAUGAACGUGAACUUAUCCAAGAAAUUGUUGAAAAAGUCUCAAAGUCUGAACUAAAUCAGAUGGAAUUACAUGUUGCUAAAUAUCCAAUUGGAAUAAAGUCUUGUGCAGAGGCUUUAAUAACACGUUUAGAUAUUAAAUCAAAUAAGGAUAUUCACAUGGUAGCGAUCUAUGACCUUGGUGGAGUAGGCAAAACUACAAUCGCAAAAGAUAUUUAUAACAAAAUUUCACAUCAUUUCAAAGCAAAAGUUUUUCUAGAGAAUGUUAGAGAGAGGUCAAUGACAGAUAAAGGCAUAAUAUGUCUACAAAAGAUACUUCUUUCUGAGAUCUUAGGGGAUAGGAAUUUGAAAGUGCAUAAUGUAUAUAUUGGAAUCACAAUGAUAAAUAAAUGGCUUUGCCAAAAGAGGGUUCUUAUCAUACUUGACGAUGUGGAUAAUUUGGACCAAAUAGAAAAAUUGCUUGGAAAAUGUGAUCAAUUUGCUGCUGGAAGUAGAAUCAUUACGACAACAAGAAAUAAACGCUUGCUUGUAACUCUUGGAAAUGGUAUUUCAACCUAUGAAUAUGAGGUUAAGGAAUUAAAUGAAUAAGAAGCUAUUGAACUCUUUAGUAAGCAUGCUUUCCGUAGUAACAAACCCAAUGGAGAUUAUUUGGAACUUAUGCCCAAAGUUAUACAUUAUGCCAAAGGCCUUCCACUAGCUCUAGAAGUAAUGGGUGCUGAUUUGUAUGGAAGACCAAAACUUCAAUGGGAAAGUGCUCUAAAAAAGUAUGAAAAAAGUCCGAAACGAAAUAUUCAAGAGAUAUUGAAAAUAACUUAUGAAGGAUUAGAUGAAAAUGAACAAAAUAUUUUCCUUGAUAUUGCAUGUUUCUUCAAGGGAUAUUGCAUGAAUUAUGAUAAGGUUGUGGAUAUACUAGAAGGUUGCGAUUUAGAACCAAUUGAUGGUAUUUCAAGACUUAUUGAAAAAUGUCUUGUGACUGUUGAUCAUUUUAAUAAAUUGUCGAUGCAUGAUUUGCUACAAAGAAUGGGUAGAGAAAUUGUUCGAUAAGAAUCACCAAAAAGUCCAGGAGAACAAAGUAGACUAUGGCGUUGUGAGGAUGUCCUUAAAGUACUAACUGAAGAUAUGGGGUCAGAUAUAAUUCAAAGCAUAAGGUUGGAUCCGUCUGAGCCAAUAGAGUUGCAAUUGAAUGCACAAAUAUUUUGUAAGAUGAAAAAUCUUAGAUUGCUUACAAUUCACAAUGUACGUUGCCAAGGACGCCUUGAAUAUCUUCCCAAUGGGUUAAAUCUGCUUGAUUGGCCUGAAUAUCCAUUCCCUUUGCUUCCAUCCCAUUUUUCUCCUAAAAAUCUGGUUGUACUCAACAUGGCCGGUAACCAAUUAGAGAAAACAUUCAAGCAGGUUUUUGCAUUCAAAACCUUGAGUUAUGUGGACUUCAGUCGGUGUGAAUCCAUUUUGAAAAUACCCGACUUAUCAAUGAGCCCAAACAUAAAGGAAUUGAAACUUCAGUACUGUAAAAAUUUAGUUAAGAUUGAUGACUCUGUGGGGCGUCUUGAUAAGCUUGAAGUGUGGGACCUUAAGGGUUGCAAAAAACUUGAAACUCUUCCGAGUUUUCUCUCGAUGAAGUCUCUUAGAUCUUUUAAUCUUCAUUUCUGCGAAAGCCUUAAGAUGUUCCCCCCCAAUAUUUCGCAAGAAAUGAAAAGUUUAAAGGGGUUAUAUUUGUACGGGACUGGAAUUAGUGAGUUGCCUCAGUCAUUUGGGAAUCUCACUGGGAUUACUCAUUUAGGUCUCGGAAUCUGGGCGGGACAGCUACAUCUUCCAGGUAGCAUCUAUAACUUACAAUGUCUUAAGUUUCUCUAUCUUCUUGGCGAUUUCACAUUUCCGAAGGACGAGGAGCCACUGUGCAAUUCUUACGGAGGCUUUUCCAAAUAUGUUUUUCCAAGCUUGUACCAUCUAUCUUUCUGGGAUUUUUCAAAUCUCUCAGAAAUGGAAUUUAUUUUGAAUUAUUGUUGCCCCCCUACAUUGGGAGAAUUAUAUAUCAAGAAUAGCGAUAUUGUUAGCCUCCCAAAACGCAUUGACAGAUUUCAGAGUUUAGAAGUUCUCGAAAUCGAAGAUUGCUAUGAACUUGAGGAAAUUCCAAGGCUUCCACGAAGUGUAAGAUAUGUAUCUGCACCAGCAAGGGAAAUAUUGGUUCAGAUUCCAGAAAUAUUAAGGCUUCCACCAAAUCUACCACCUUGUUUAGAUGUGAGAAGCCACAUGUUAAUAGGUCCACACCCCCACUCAUCUUCUACAAUAUCCCCUGUGAGUGUCCCCAAGGAGUUUGUCUUCCUUAGUGACUAUAACUUUCUGGUAGAUUUACCUUGGGAUGAGAUCAUUGAGAUUCCAAAUUGGUUAAACCACCAACGCAAUGGAAAUUCAAUAUCAUUCUUCAUUGGUCCAGAAAUUCCAACAAUUACUCUGUGUGUUGAGAUUAAAAUGAUAGAGGAUUUUCUUUGCGAUGUUAAUUAUCAUGCUGUCAUUUCCAUCAAUGGUAGUGAACGACUGUUUGAAAGCUCAUGUUUUAGUUAUAAAUAUGAUGCCCAUAUGGUGUUUUGUUGUAGACUUCAGAGCUCAUUGCAGAUACUAUUUGAGGACUUGAAUCUAGGUGAUCGGAAUCUUGUUCAGAUUUUCUGUGAAGCCUCUAAUGAUUCUGGAAAAAUUGUUCCUGAGAUUAAAAGGGUAGGGGUCCAUGUAGAAUGCAUUUGUUCUCCUCAAAAAUCACAAAAAGUUAGCAAAAAGAGAAACUGGCCCCUACAAUCAAGGAUCUGCACAUGUUUGUGUUUAGCACAAACCCAUUGCCAGUGUCCAAAGCAGCUUUGCUCCACAUAUUCAACAGGACCAAUUUCAGUGCAUUCAGGCUAUUCGGACAAUUGUAUCAUCUCAAGUGCUAUGGAUGGUGGUGGGUCAUCCUCGAUUUCUUUGUCAUCUAAUUCAGGGCUUUCUAUGGUCGUGACAAAUGGGUCUGAAUUUGAUUUUGGAUUUCAAUCAACCCUUGGUGAUGGGUUUGACAUGGGUUCCUCCUCUUUAAUAGAUGAUUCUGACUUCAGUCCAUAUCCACAGUCAAAGAAAAUGAGACCAUCUUGAUCAAAUUUCAUAAAAAACAUUGCAAGGGUUGGCAGUGGCACACCAUGGAGGACCAUUGAUGGAACAGGGCAGCAGCAUUGGCAAAAUGUCUAGAAAAUGUUACUAGUUGUCACACCCUGGAGGAUCAUUGUGAUUAAAAAAACCAAAAAGAAAAAGGUUCUUCGAGGGAAUAAAGUAGGUCAUGGACCUGUUGUCAAGGCUUGGAAUGAAAUGGUCAAAAUUGUUCAAUGGGACAUUGGUCUCAUCAUGACAAAGCUGCUCUGAGGCAUAGAUACAAACAUUUGAGAAGGCAAUAUAAUGACAUUAAGGUUCUUCAAUAUAGUGGGUUAUCUUGGGAAGAAACAGGAGAAAUGGUAACUGCUGAGAUUAGGUGGGUUCUUAUACCUAGCUUCUGAUGGAGGGUAUAACCAUGUGGGUCAAGAUAUUGGUUGCAUAUAAUGGAGUCAGUGAGAUUUUCUUUUCACAAGCCUAUAACAGGCCGCAGCAUUUGGUGAGAUUUUUGGAUUCUUCUGAAGGUGCAAAAUUUCAAAUAACUCUCGUAAGUUUCAAAUUAAGUUCUUAUGAAUAAAUAUACCAUAAUAGAACUCUCCUAAAUUUCAAAUAUUUGUUUUUGAUACACAAAAAUGACAACACUGAUGAAAGGAAAUAUUACUAAAGUCACACUCUGGACAUUGAGGAGUAUCGGCUGGGAUUGAUGCUCUCUCUCUCUAUACUACCUGUAGUUAGAAAGGAUUUGUACAUUCAAUUUAUGACCUCCCAAAUAAUUUAUGAGCAUUUGCAUAAUUAUACAUGAAGGCCAUGUAAAAACUCAAGCAUAAGUUCAUGUAAAAAUUUUGACUAAAGUAUUGUUGUCAUAAGUUUUAAUUUCCCAAUAAUGCAAUUAUUGCAUUUAGUUUUCUUGGAAGUGUCAUAUAAAAACAGUGAAAUCUCCCCAUUUCCAGUAAUGUUUGAGAUUGAUAUGAAACAAAAUAAUUGUUUGAAUUUUUCUUUGGUACCCUUGAGAAUAAAUUUUUGCAUGUAACAACAGUUAUUUUGAAGUUAUAGGUGAAGAGGAUGACCAAUUCUUCACUAGUAGUGUUUCUCACGGAUGAUAUUAAUCUUGAGUUAGGCAAUUGCACAGAAGGAAUAAAAUUGGCCCUUCAUGCUAUCCUCAAGCUUCAACCUGGAUGAUUGCAUCAUGCAGUAGAAGAUUUGGCAUUCUAUGUGGUAAAGAUGCACUAGAAGUUCAAAAUUUAAGCUUGAUGAAAGAUUACAAGGAAAUAAAGGAUCUCCCAAUUCAGAAUGGCUUUGCUAGUGAUGAAAUUUGCCAAAAAAUGACAGCCAAUGUUGAUCUUUGGGAAACUUAUAUCAAGGUACUCAAGUGCUUUCAAAACAACUCAGACUUUGCAACCUCGAGAUCAAGGACCAGAGAGGCUUGUUAGAGUGUGCACAUCUCCUGAUAGUUGGCAGUUGGUGAUCACUGCUAAAGGGUUUUGGCAAGCUUCUUCCAAGUUGGAGAAAGCUGGGUAGGGGGUGAUGACAGCUUUUGUUGCCAAAUCACAUGAAGAACUGCUUACUGGUUGCUUCAGCUGCAAUACAUCAAGAAAAAAGACUGUUAAAAUGUUUGGCAAUCAAAAAUUUUAUUUUGACAGCUAAGUGAAAAGGAUUUUCACACCUAUUGCAAGUCAUAUAUUGGAGGAUAUCUACACAACGAAGAGAAGGCUUCCUUGAAGAUUAGAAGUGAUUGUGGAAGACACUUCUGACUUGCUGAAGCAGGGAUGCAAGUGUUUUUUUGCAGUUCAUAACGGGUAUUAACCGAGGCUAGGGUUCUUCAUUGUACCAGCCCUUUCUGUUUUAUCAAUAGAAAAUUUUUUUUUUUUUUAAAUUAACUGUAUAUCCAUUCUAUUUAAUGUACUUUUUAGGUGGGCUUAGGCUUAUGCUAAUAAACUUUAACCCAAGAAGAUAAGAACAUCCUACAGUUGUAAAUGGUUAAAAGAUCAAAGAUUAAUUGUAUGUCAUUUCAUAUCAAAUUACUCAUCUCAAGGUGGAUUUUGACUUAAGUUGAAAA
Molecule: messenger RNA, 5615 nt
Organism: Quercus lobata
Lineage: Eukaryota; Viridiplantae; Streptophyta; Magnoliopsida; Fagales; Fagaceae
Product: disease resistance-like protein DSC1
Exons: 9
Coding region: 1574-3568 (664 amino acids)
Biological process (GO): defense response
Source: RefSeq, a predicted model, not a curated record